Trichoderma harzianum CBS 226.95 is the source of this 990-nucleotide messenger RNA. RefSeq lists its product as hypothetical. The transcript is spliced from 3 exons. Bases 1 to 990 code for a protein of 329 amino acids. The record is from RefSeq and is a predicted model, not a curated record. Gene Ontology annotation, molecular function: monooxygenase activity; FAD binding. Lineage: Eukaryota; Fungi; Ascomycota; Sordariomycetes; Hypocreales; Hypocreaceae.
AUGUCUACACCUUCCAAGAGUUUGAGGAUUGCGAUCGUUGGGGGAGGACUGGGUGGUCUGAUGGCGGCCCUCUGUGUCCACUCAUUCUGUGGUUCAACUGCCGUCAAGAUUGAUGUUUACGAGCAGGCCUCGGAGUACAAAGAGAUCGGUGCAGGCGUCAGCCUCGGCAGAAAUACUUUGAGAGUCAUCAAACAAAUUGGACUUUAUGAGCAAACCUAUGCGAUGGCAGGCAAGACUGACAGUUGGUUAUCAGCUCGGCGAUACGACACUGGUGAAGAGACUGUCAGGAUCAGAGCAGAUGGUGAUGAGCCAUCACAUUUGCCGGUGCAUAGGGCUGAGUUUCUAGCCCUCCUCGUACAAACGAUUAAAGAGAGGGCCGCUGCAACUCUUCACCCCAAUAAGAAAUGCUUGACAAUAGAGGAGAUAGAUGACGCUAUUGUCCUAAACUUUGCAGACGGUACAGUGACCACGGCAGGCCUUGUUGUUGCGGCUGAUGGCAUUCACUCUCGUAUACGUCAACACUACCAUAACGGUGAUGCCCAGUUCGGUGAGAUGGUUGUAUAUCGCGGGUUGGUUCCAACGGAUGAUAUCAAGGACUGGUGGCCGCUGGACACUUACACUCCCAUCUGGAUUGGUCCCGGCAGAUACUUUAUUGUCUACCCCGUUAGCGAUGGAUCUUUGCUGAAUCUCGGUGCAUUCGUCGCGACUGAUGGCAAAUCACUUAAGAAUAAGACAGAAAGCUGGACACUGAGAGGAGAUAGAUCCGAUCUGGAGAAGGAUUACGCGGAUUUCGACCCUACGGUGAACCGUCUCAUCCAACACUUGGACGAAAACCCUCUCAAAUGGAUCUUGUAUGAUAGACCUCUUUGCAACAAGUGGGUAUUCUCAAAUGGUAAAGUAGCACUACUAGGGGAUGCAGCCCAUGCUAUGGUUCCUCAUCAAGGUACGUGUUGCAAGGCAGCUUGUGCAUCAUUUACUGACACUCCAUAG